CUGCUUGGGCGCGGUGCAUCGGGCUACGUCCGCCGCGCGCGCCUCUGCGACAAGCUGCUUGCCGUCAAGCGGAUUGCGAUUUCUGACGACGAGCGGCGGCGCCAGACCUUCAACGAGAUCUCGACGCUCGUCGGGUGCACCGACCUCAGCGCCGCGAACCUCAUCACGUGCUACGGCGUGCGUUGCAUCGAGGGUAACAUCGAGAUCGCAAUGGAGUACAUGGACCUCGGCUCGCUCGGCGACCUGCUGCGCAGACACGGGCCACUGCCGGAGGAGGCCCUCGGGUCGCUGCUGGACCAGACCCUCGCCGCCCUGCACCACCUGCACAAGGAGAAGCAUGCGGUGCACCGGGACCUCAAGCCCCAGAACCUGCUACUCUCCUCGAGCGGCAAGUGCAAGCUCUCCGAUUUUGGCUGCGUCGCGGAGCUGCAAGACUCGUUUGGCAAGUGCGGCACCUUUGUGGGUACCGUCCCGUACAUGAGCCCCGAGCGGAUCCACGGCGGCGAGUACUCGUACGCCUCGGACAUCUGGUCGCUCGGGCUGACGAUCGUCGAGGCGGCGCUGGGCCACUUCCCGUACGCGCGCUGCAACGGCUACUGGGGAAUCCUGCAGGCGGUGCUGCACGAGUCGUCACCCACGUUGCCGGCCGACCGCUUUUCGCCAGAGAUCGUCGAUUUGGCGGCGCAAUGCCUGCAAAAGGCGGCGGUUGACCGGCCAACGGCGCGUGAGCUGCAGGCCCACCCUUUUCUGGAACGC
Molecule: messenger RNA, 756 nt
Organism: Emiliania huxleyi CCMP1516
Lineage: Eukaryota; Haptophyta; Isochrysidales; Noelaerhabdaceae
Product: putative mitogen-activated protein kinase
Exons: 1
Biological process (GO): MAPK cascade; protein phosphorylation
Molecular function (GO): MAP kinase kinase activity; ATP binding
Source: RefSeq, a predicted model, not a curated record